Messenger RNA from Uloborus diversus, 1987 nucleotides. RefSeq names its product delta-1-pyrroline-5-carboxylate dehydrogenase, mitochondrial-like. NCBI's taxonomy places the organism in Eukaryota, Metazoa, Arthropoda, Arachnida, Araneae, Uloboridae. The coding region runs from base 112 to 1806 and encodes 564 amino acids. Gene Ontology annotation, molecular function: L-glutamate gamma-semialdehyde dehydrogenase (NAD+) activity. Gene Ontology annotation, cellular component: mitochondrial matrix. The record is from RefSeq and is a predicted model, not a curated record. The transcript is spliced from 14 exons.
UGUUUUUGUUUAUUUAAACUUGUUGAAAAGAAAUUCGAAUCACGCUUCUGAUCUCUGACAUAGAGAAGGACAUCGCGAACGAUCUUCAUUCUCUUCCCAUUCGACCCGAAAAUGUGGUUCACCAGAAGUUUAUUACGCACACAACUGGUCUGCACCAUCAAACAGAGGAUGCAGCCGGUAUCGAUCGCAGCCAAGGUGGAAGACUUCCAGGUGAAGAAUGAGCCCGUCCUUGAAUACCUGAAGGGCAGCCAGGAACGCAAGGAGCUGUUUGCGGCCAUCGACAAGUACAAGGACACCUGCACCGAAGUGCCCAUCGUCAUUGGGGGGCAGGAGAUAUUCGAGGGGGAAGUCAGGUACCAAGUCAUGCCCUUCGAUCAUCAAAAGAAAAUCGCCAAGUUCCGUUGGGCGAGUCGUGAUCUGAUAGAGAAGGCCAUCAGCGAGAGUUUGAGGGCCAGAGAGGGGUGGGAGGCCACCCCCCUCUCUGAUCGCAUCCGCCUCUUCCUGGGGGCCGCAGACCUGGUGAGCGGGAAAUACAGGAUGGAGCUCAACGCAACCACCAUGCUGGGACAGGCCAAGAACAUCAUCCAGGCAGAAGUGGACUCUGCCGCGGAACUGGCCGAUUUCUUCCGUUUCAACGCCUACUUCGCUAAGGAGCUGACGAAGUAUCAGCCCAACAGCUCGGACAUCAUGAAGAACAGCUUCAGGUUUCGAGGCAUCGAGGGCUUCAUCGCUUCCAUCUCUCCCUUCAACUUUACCGCCAUUGGAGGAAACCUGGCAUCCGGACCCACACUCAUGGGCAACGUGGUGGUGUGGAAGCCCUCGGACACCGCGGUGCUCUCCAACUGGGUGGUGUUCCGGCUCCUGAGGGAGGCGGGCUUCCCCCCGGGGGUCAUCAACUUCGUGCCCUCGGACGGCCCCCUCUUCGGGGACGUGGUCUCCUCCUCCCCCCACCUGGCAGGGAUCAACUUCACCGGGAGUCUCAGGACGUUCCAGAUCCUGUGGAAGUUGACUGCAGAUCGUAUCACCACUUACAAGAAUUUCCCUCGUCUGGUUGGAGAGUGUGGGGGCAAGAACUACCACUUUGUGCACCCCUCUGCGGACGUGAAGAGCGUUGUGACCUCCUCCGUCAGGUCUGCCUUCGAGUACGGAGGGCAGAAGUGCUCUGCCCUGGACAGGGCCUACGUGCCCAGGAGCCUAUGGCCACAGAUCAAGGAGGGUCUGCUGGAGAUUGUCAAGGAAGUGAAGAUGGGAUCCCCCCUGGAGCCGGAAACCUUCGUGUCCGCCGUCAUCGACGACAGGGCGUUCGCCAAGGUCAAGGGGUUCAUAGACCACGCCCACUCCACCCCCAAGGUCACCGUAUUGGCCGGGGGAAAGUGCGAUGACACGAAGGGUUACUUCAUCGAGCCCACCAUCCUGCUGACUGAGGACCCCCUGGACCUCACCAUGAGGGAGGAGAUCUUCGGGCCCAUCAUGGUCAUCUACGUCUACGAGGACAAGGACCUGGAUGCCGCCCUGGAGCUGGCCAGGGACAACAAGUACGCCCUCACGGGAGCCAUCUUCGCACAGGACAGGGCCUGGCUGGAGAAGGCCACGGAGACCCUGAAGAUGUCUGCCGGCAACUUCUACAUCAACGACAAGUCCACGGGAUCUGUGGUGGGACAACAGCCCUUCGGAGGAGGAAGACUGUCUGGGACCAACGACAAGGCUGGGGGCCCCCACUACCUCCUGCGCUGGGCCUCCCCCCAGACUGUGAAGGAGACCAUGGUGCCCCUUUCGGAGUGGAAGUACCCCUACAUGGAGUCCUAAAUUCCAGGGAUCUCCCGAAACUCCACGUCUUCCAUUGAGGAUCUGAUGGCGAGAUUUAUUUUUCGACCGCACCUUGAAGUAACUUUUUGUAGUCUGCUCAUGAGUGUUUUUUUUUUCUUCAAGAGACUGCCUCGAUGUUCCUUUUUUUUUUACAUUUCGUGUAUCGAUGACACAAUUCAAG